AUGGAGCUGUUCAUGGAGGAGAAGUGGAAGCUGUCGAAGAAGGGGAGCAGGAGCUGCAACGCGAGCAGAAGAAUCAUGGGAGCAGAGGGAGCUGGACCCUUCCUGAAGGGAUCGGCGAGCACGAGGCAGAUGAGGAGGACGGCCGCACCGGGCUCCUUCUCCAGCCGGUUCGCCAGCCUGGUCAAGGAGCAGAGAGCCAGGUUCUACAUCAUGCGCCGCUGUGUCACCAUGCUCAUCUGCUGGCGAGACUACCCAUGA
This is a messenger RNA of Musa acuminata AAA Group (dessert banana), 258 nucleotides long. Its product is annotated as small polypeptide DEVIL 11-like. The record is from RefSeq and is a predicted model, not a curated record. The transcript has a single exon. Gene Ontology annotation, biological process: negative regulation of cell population proliferation. Bases 1 to 258 code for a protein of 85 amino acids. NCBI's taxonomy places the organism in Eukaryota, Viridiplantae, Streptophyta, Magnoliopsida, Zingiberales, Musaceae.